Aplysia californica (California sea hare) is the source of this 898-nucleotide messenger RNA. Its product is annotated as NADH-ubiquinone oxidoreductase 49 kDa subunit. The record is from RefSeq and is a predicted model, not a curated record. Gene Ontology annotation, molecular function: NADH dehydrogenase (ubiquinone) activity; NAD binding; quinone binding. NCBI's taxonomy places the organism in Eukaryota, Metazoa, Mollusca, Gastropoda, Aplysiida, Aplysiidae. Gene Ontology annotation, biological process: mitochondrial electron transport, NADH to ubiquinone.
GCGCUGUCGUAGGUUUUCGGCUUUCGUCUGUCAAAAUGGCUGCUCUUAGCAGUGUGUUACGAAAAGUUGGCCCUUCUAUUUUUCUGCGAAAGGCAGUGCUUUCUCAUGCACCAGCUGUUUCAUCAGUCCGCCAUGCGAGUAAAACGUGGAUGCCGGACGGCGAGUACAUGGAGCAGUUCAAGAAGCCAUACCUGGUUCCUCCUGAGACAGAGUGGGAGCUGCCGGCCUACAACUUGAGAGUGGCAGAGACGGAGAAGCAAGUGGAGAACAUCACCUUGAACUUUGGCCCCCAGCACCCGGCGGCUCACGGCGUGCUGCGGCUGGUGCUGACCUUGGAGGGGGAGACGGUGGUGCGCGCUGACCCGCACGUAGGACUGCUGCACCGCGCCACCGAGAAACUGAUUGAGCACAAGACUUACACACAGGCACUGCCGUAUUUCGACCGGCUGGACUACGUGUCCAUGUUGUGUAACGAGCAGGCGUACUGUCUGGCCAUUGAGAGAUUGAUGAACAUAGAGGUGCCACCCCGGGCCAAGUGGAUCAGAACUCUGUUUGGCGAGAUCACAAGGAUCCGGAACCACAUCAUGUCUGUGGGCACCCACGCUCUGGACAUCGGCGCCAUGACACCCUUCUUCUGGCUCUUUGAGGAGAGAGAGAAGUUGAUGGAGUUUUACGAGCGUGUGUCGGGGGCGCGUCUGCACGCUGCCUACUUCCGCCCCGGGGGUGUGUCCUUGGACAUGCCGCUGGGUCUGAUGGAGGACAUCCACCACUGGAUGGCCCAGUUUGGCCAGCGCCUGGACGAGGUCGACGACCUGCUCACGGAGAACAGAAUCUGGAAGGCCCGCACCGUGGACAUUGGGGUCAUCUCUGCCGAGGACGCUCUCAACUACGGUUUCAG